AUGGAUGCUAACACGCAGCUCGCGGUUAAAUACCCAUCAGAUGUCCAGUGGUUUGCCAAGGGAACAAGAGUGCGAAUCUUUGGAAAAGAUGCAGUUGCUGUAGAAGAUGUUGAAAAUGGGGAUCUCUUGCUGGGGGAAGAUGGCGAGCCUUGCGAGGUUGAAUCUCUGCACCAUGCACGCGAUAAUCUAAUUGAAUUGAAGCAGUUCACGAGGCACCGUGCGCAUAUAGAGGAUCCCACUCGGCUGCCACCAUUUGGGGUUGUCAAAGUGAACACUUUUGAGAGGGCGGUGCUGACGUUGGCUACUCCUAAUCGAGCUGGUGCAACUCACAACACCAAAACUGAUGUCAAGCUACUCAAGUACUGUGAGCUGAUGGACCACAUGACAAAUGAUGGCCGCAUCAUUAAGCUGAUCAAGAUUAAAGAGAUUCCGUACCCCAGUAACACACCAAAUUCCACGCUUCAAGACAUGGUGAAAAUUCAUCGUGACAAAUAUGAAAACAAUAACAUUGAGUGGCAAUGUGAAGUUGGCGAUUUGAAGUACCUAAGCAAAUGGAUUAGAGCGUCCACAAAGUUACUGUUAUGCCCAAUCUCGUUUGAAAUUCCUUGGCUGUUGCCAUGGUUAGAGUGGAGGUUUCAGAGGAAAAUAACCGAACGAGAAUUGGAGGCUAUGUCUUGGAUGUUGGGCUUUUGGAUUGGAGACGGUUGCCGUAAAGGUGCUUUAUUCGCUCUAAAUUCCGAAGACCAUGACGUUAACGGGAAACUGGAGGAGAAUGCGAAAAUUUGGGGUAUGUCUUAUGAGAAGAGACACUAUCGACGCGAUACUUUUGGUGCAUUCGCUGCACUGCAUACACCAAAGGCAAAUGGCAACGGUCGUCACUGGAACGUAAACAAUCCGUUUAUUGCGGUUUUAGAAGGUCUGAGAUUUUAUGGAGACGGGAUACGCAAUGGGCCCAAAAAUGUUCCAAUAUUCUUGCGGACCGAUCAGCUAUUGGUUCGCAAAUGUUUUAUGGCCGGGGUAAUUGACUCUGAUGGACAUUCUAAUGUGUGUGACGAUUUUAUGAGUGUUGAAAUUGCUUCAGUAUACCCUCCAAUAAGGGACGGUGUUCUCUUCGUAGCGCGCUCGCUUGGAAUUAACGUAUCUGUUCAUAUUAAACCUGGAGGAUAUCGAAAUGGAAUGAACUGCGCGGAUGCAUGGUUAUUCACCUUGUCGAGUGGUAGUAAUCGCGAUAUUCUUCUUUCCAUUUUGAAGUACUGUUCGCAUGGUAGGAAGAAAGAUCCCCCCAUAUUUUAUUAUCAUAAGAUGGAUCCGGAUGCGGGGAUCAAUGUCAAUGCUCUGGAGUCCAAUGCAUGCACGAAAGAAACUGGUGAAGAUGUGAGCUCCACGACUGCUAUUGGUGAAGAACUGGAGAUGGGUUUUGCAGGGUUGCCUGGCUUGAACGUGGACGAAUCCACUUCUACGACAAUUGCUGGGUCAAACGACUCCGACGAUUCCGAAGGUGACGAUGACAGAGCGCUUGCACAAUCCGCAGAAAACUUUGAAUCUGAGGUUGUUGAAAUGGUUUCUGGUGAAGAUUUGGACGAAGAUGGCAAUGACGAGACUGAUCCAGAUAUUAUCGAGUUAGAUACGAACACAAACGACGGAUUCCGCGUUCCGCAUCGUCCAAAGCGGCAAACUUAUUAUGCACGCCGCGUUGACGGCGAAGUGGAGCCGUAUUUGCCCAACGAGGGGGACAAAUACUGUAUCAAGUUCCACAAAUCACGUCAAAGAUUUAGAUUAACUCCCUCAUCGGAAGAAGGUGACAUUAUUGGGUUGAAAGUUUGUGAAAAAGAUCACCCGAUACUAUCCGAAUCUCAAAUAAUAUAUGGGCAAUCUUCUUUUGACGAAGAACGAUCAAAGGCGGAUUACGAAUUAAUCUGUUAUUCCUGCAAAACUGAAGAUUGUGCCGAAUGGAGAAUCGUACCAUGGCCGUUGAAUUACAAAGGCCGGUUGUGUCGUACCUGUUACGAAACCUACUCCAGGAGUCAAACUAGGUGUUCAAAUACUGAUUGCAGACAAAUAUUCCACAAGGGUCAAUUAGGCAAGAAAGCUUACAAAAACGAAAAUCAAGUAAAACUCAAACUGAACCAGGUCAACGCAUCCGCAAAGCAUAAAUAUUUGUGCCACAGGUGCAGUAGUGUCACCAUAACUGAAGGCGAACUCGAGCAUGUCAUAGCCCCAACAAAAUAUCCACCCAGGGAUGAUACGUGCUAUACGUGCGGGCCCAAGACUGACAGACGUUGGCAUAAAAGAGAUGGAAAACUUUGGUGUAACGGGUGUUACAAGAGAUUUGCAAACACGAGAAUGCUUUGUCCAAAUUCCAAUUGCCGUAAGAUUCCUUCCGCGGCAGAAUCCACCAGAAUGAAAUGUGAACCUGGAUCUCCUACCACCUUCCAAUGUCUGGCUUGUAAGACUUUGAUCGAACAAGACACCUCGAGGCCUGCUCUCAAACGUCACAAGCUGGAGGAAAGACUUGAAACUUGUCACUCCUGUGGGCCCAUCAAAUGCAAAAUUUGGUGUUCUUUGCCUUGGGAUAUGAAAGGCUCGGGGCUGCUUUGUAACAAUUGUCGCACUCACUAUAGAACCACUGGUGGCGUAAGAUGUUUGAAUGAUGCUUGCGGCAAAAUUUUGAAAAAAAGCGAACUGCCGGAAUUGAAUCAAAAGGAGCGUACCUUGUCCAAUGGGUCAGUCGGAUUGAAGUAUCUUUGCAUCUAUUGUCACGGGGAUACCAACUGGAAUCCAGAUGCUUGA
This is a messenger RNA of Lachancea nothofagi CBS 11611, 2790 nucleotides long. Lineage: Eukaryota; Fungi; Ascomycota; Saccharomycetes; Saccharomycetales; Saccharomycetaceae. The record is from the annotation of a GenBank genome assembly.